This is a messenger RNA of Trichoderma atroviride IMI 206040, 289 nucleotides long. Lineage: Eukaryota; Fungi; Ascomycota; Sordariomycetes; Hypocreales; Hypocreaceae. The record is from RefSeq and is a predicted model, not a curated record.
UUUUUCUUGCGAGGAUUGAUAUGCUUCUUUGCAUCAUUUGGCAGGCAUGGCAUGCUUCUUUUUGUUGCGGGACCCAGCUUUGUCUGCUUACCGCACUUUUCUUAAUGAUGGAAUGCUUGGAUGAAGUUGAGAUGAAACUACCUAUGGAUGGCAUGGGUGAGAGAGGGAGAGGGGAGUGAAGCGAGGCUGAUUCAAAGUCCAGCCUGGGGGAAGAUUCGCAGGGCAACCGAGCCCAUUAUUUGUACCAGCGUUAUUUGGCUUUUGCUGCCCCGUUCUCUUUUUUUUUUUU